Messenger RNA from Trematosphaeria pertusa, 2121 nucleotides. RefSeq names its product quinate permease. Gene Ontology annotation, biological process: transmembrane transport; carbohydrate transport. Gene Ontology annotation, cellular component: membrane. NCBI's taxonomy places the organism in Eukaryota, Fungi, Ascomycota, Dothideomycetes, Pleosporales, Trematosphaeriaceae. Gene Ontology annotation, molecular function: carbohydrate:proton symporter activity. The record is from RefSeq and is a predicted model, not a curated record. The coding region runs from base 281 to 1978 and encodes 565 amino acids. The transcript has 4 exons.
CUUGGGGUUAUAUGUGGAGCCCCGCAAAACAAUUUUCAUGGGACGCGGCGAAUCAGCAUUCCUGUGGAGCUUCAGUACCCCGAAGCUCUUUCUUUCUAGGUUGGUUCAAAUGCACGGACACAAUGGUGCCAAAUUUUGCUCGGCUUCAUGCGAGCUUCUAUAAGACGGCCCAGCACGCUGGUCCAUGGUUUCUUUUGCUUUCCGUCCUCAUAUUCCAUGUGACGUGCAGGAACUCCUGAGAGUAAUUCAACUACUGGGGUUGUGUGGAAAACAUCUCGUCAUGGAUGCUACCACGCGUAGCGCGUCUGUCACCUCUGCGCUUGUGCGCACGGAACUAGCAUACAAGAACCGAUGGCGAAACCUAUUUCACAACCCCAAGCUUCUUUUCAUUGCAUUCUUCGCAUCUUUCGGAGGCUUCGAGUAUGGCUACCAGCAAGGCGUCCUCGGUCAAUCCCUAGUCAUGCAUCGAUUCGUUGACAACUUUCCCUCCGUGGUCAGCUCGUCCUCCGCCACCGGCUGGCUCACUUCAGUCCUCCAACUCGGCGGUAUCUUAGGCUCGCUCUCUGCCGGCGUCAUUGGAGAAAUUUUCUCCCGCAAGUAUACCAUGUUUAGUGCAUGCUGCUGGGUGGUUCUUGGUUCGUACUUGUACUGCGGUGCGAGUUAUCAUAAACCCCAGUUGCUCUACGCCGGACGGUUCUUCACGGGUGUCGGUGUUGGCACGUUCUCGGGUGUUGGUCCGCUAUAUAAUGCUGAGCUUUCGGCACCGGAGCUGAGAGGCUUGCUUGUUUCAUUCUAUCAGUUUGCUACGAUUUUGGGCAUUAUGCUUUCGUUCUGGAUCGGCUAUGGAUCGAACUACAUCGGCGGCAUCGGCCAAGGCCAAUCGAAUCUCGCAUGGCAACUUCCCUCCAUUAUCCAGGGCAUCCCAGCCGCCAUCCUCGCCAUCGGCAUUUGGUGGCUUCCGUUCUCGCCACGAUGGCUCGUGAAGAAGGGCCGCGACGAAGAAGCACUCAAGACGCUCUCCUACCUCCGCAAGCUACCCGCCAACCACGAGCUCGUACAAAUCGAGUAUAAGGAGAUCAAAGCUGAAGCCCUAUUCGAACAGCGCAACUUCGAGAAGCAUUUCCCCAACCUGGCUGCGAAAGAGGCAGGCAGUGUGUGGGUACGAGAGUUUGCGCAGUACUACCAGAUCGUGAGGACCUGGGAUAACUUCAAGAGAGUGUCGACUGCUUGGCUGGUAAUGUUCUUCCAGCAGUGGUCUGGUAUCGACGCGAUUAUUUACUAUGCGUCGAACGUCUUCUUGUCGCUGGGGUUGACGGGUGGCACGCAAGCACUGCUCGCUACUGGCGUCACUGGUGUUGUGUUCUUCGUCAGCACGCUCCCAGCGAUGGCCAUUAUCGACAAGGUCGGGCGCAAACCUAUGCUGCACGUGGGCUCCAUCGUCAUGUUCAUCUCGAUGGUCAUCGCGGGCAUCAUGGUCGCGAAGUUUCGGCAUGAUUGGGGGUCGCACGCUGCCGAAGGCUGGAUUGUCGUAGCUUUCAUUUGGCUCUAUGUGGGUGCUUUUGGUGCGACUUGGGGACCGGUUUCUUGGACGUUGGUGUCAGAGAUCUUUCCGUUGUCUAUUCGGUCUAAGGGUGCUUCAAUUGGUGCAUCUAGCAACUGGGUCAACAACUUCGCCGUCGCUUUCUUUGUUCCGCCUAUGCUCUCUGCCUGGGCUUGGGGCACGUACAUUUUCUUUGCCGUCUUCCUUGCUGGCGGCAUUGUUUGGGUGCACUUCCAGCUCCCGGAGACGAAGGGCGCUACGUUAGAGGAGAUGGACCGGGUUUUCAAAAGUCGUACCGGCGCUGAGGAUGCGCUUAUGCUGGCGGAAGCGAGGAGGGAGAUUGGUCUGAGUAUGGCACUUGAAGCGGAUGCCAUCAAGGCUGUCGAGCAUGGCCCACAGUUGAGCGAAAAGGGUGAGCAGCGUGUCGAGGCAGUAUGAGGCAGGCCUGAUGUUUGAAGAUCGCCAUACUUCGGCCCUUCUUGGAAGGUGACUCGGGCACCUGCAGCACGUUGCACGCCUGUCGCUGGUACAAAACCCCUCAUUUCCGCUCCUAGAUAGUUCAUCUACCCCUUCGCUCCUCC